AUGUUGCUGCCGGAGGAGCUGCCGCCCAGGCCCGCGCUCCCGCCAAGCCCAGCCGCCGUCCUGGCUUGCCGACUGCCCGCGCGUGGCCGCGCCGACGCGCCACGGCGAGCCCAGGACCAGCAGGAGCAGGCGCCGCACGUGCUCGCCGCCUCCGCGGCGCUGGCGCUGGUCGCCGCCUGGGGCCCCGUCGAGCCGCCGCGCGGCGCCGGCCAGGCGCCUGGAGCACUGCGCGGCCGCCCGGGGCUCGCGGCUUGCGGGCGGCCAGCGGGGUUCGCCGGCACCGGCCCUCCGCCGGGCCUCGCGGCGUGGCAUGCGGGCGGGCCGACGCGGCCCCGCCGCUCCAGCUGGAUCGGGCGGGAGGCCCAGCAGGCCGCGUCGGGGGGCGAUCCCGCCGGCGGCGCCCGGCGGUCGGGCCCGCCGCUGCAGCUGGGCCAGCCGGUCCUGCACCGCCAGGCCAUCUUCCUCAUGACCUUCCUGCACCUGCUCGGCUUCACGCUGGGCGGCCCCGUGCUGCCGGCGCUGAAGGCGCACUUCGGCGUGGCCACGGCCGAGACGGGGCUCAUCACGUCGGCCUUCCCGACGGGCCUGUUCCUGGCGUCCUUCGUCUUUCCAGCGCUGAGCGACCGGAUGGGCCGGAAGCCGGUCCUGGUCAUGUCCUACUUGGGUGUCGGCACCGGGUUUGUGCUGCAGGCCAUUGCCAUCUCCAGCGGGGCCCCUUUCGGAGCUUUCCUGGCGCUGCGAGCAGGCAGCGGCGCCUUCGCAGGGGCCAGCACCGUGGUGAAGGCGUAUAUCGCGGACGUCACCAAAAAAGAGGACCUGCCCAGUGCAAUGGCGGCGCGCGAGGCCGCUGCCACGCUGGCGUACCUACUCGGGCCGCUGUUGGGCGGCCUGAUAUCCACCUGCUGGCUCGGGGGCUGGUCGGUCCCCGAUGCCAUCGUGGAGUUCGCUUGA
Molecule: messenger RNA, 951 nt
Organism: Prorocentrum cordatum
Lineage: Eukaryota; Dinophyceae; Prorocentrales; Prorocentraceae
Source: the annotation of a GenBank genome assembly